CAGCGUGGAUGACGUCAUGGGCGCCCACAUUUGGGCUGGUCUCGGCUCUCUGGCUGUAGCGGUCUGCCUCCGGCACUGAUUUUUUUUCUCUUGACAUUUCCAUGGUAACUGUCCUGUCGGUGGUCUGAUCAGCAGCGGGGAGCCGGUUGGGUUCGAGGAUGGAGCUCGAGGAGAAAAACCAAGACUCCAAAUACGGGGAGUCGAAGAAGUUUGACCCCAACUUCAAAGGGCCGAUCCAGAACAGGGGCUGCACAGAUAUCCUCUGCUGCAUUCUCUUCAUUAUUGCCCUGUUGGGGUACUUCGCCGUGGGCAUCCUGGCCUGGUCUCAGGGAGACCCCAGGAAGGUGAUCUAUCCCACAGACAGCAGAGGGCAGUUCUGCGGGCAGGCCGGGACGCCUCUGGAGAAGAAGCCUCUCCUGUUCUACUUCAACAUCCUGAAAUGUGCGAGUCCCCUGGUGCUGCUGGAGUUCCAGUGUCCCACCACACAGCUCUGCGUGGAGAAGUGUCCCGACCGCUUCCUUACGCUGGUUAACGCCAAGAUCGGCAAAAAGGAAGACCAGGACUACUACCGGAGAUACUGCAAGGAGGGCGUGGACUUUGCCAAAUCGAGUCCUGAGAUCCUGAGGGACGGCCUGUGCCCCGCCAUGCUGAUGCCCAGCAAAGCUUUCACGCGCCGCUGCCUCCCCGCCCUCAGGACCAUGAAAGGUGGCGUGGUGGUGGUGGGCAAUGAGACCACGUUCUAUGAUGGCGAGAGCGCCACCAUCAACGCCUCUCAGCUGCUGGAGGCGUCCAAGAAGUCAAACAUCGCCGUUGAGGCCCGUGAGGUGGCCAUGAGGAUCUUCGAGGACUAUACGCAGUCCUGGCACUGGAUCUUACUCGGCCUGGUGAUCGCCAUGGUGGUCAGCCUGGUCUUCAUCUUCCUGCUGCGAUACCUGGCGGGCGUCAUGGUGUGGGUCAUCAUCGUUCUGGUCGUCCUGGUCAUCGGAUACGGGAUUUACCACUGCUACAUGGAGUUUGCGAGCCUGAAGGGGGAGCCCGGGGCCAACGUGACGAUCCGGGACCUGGGCCUGCAGACGGACUUCUCGGUGUACCUGCAGAUCCGGCAGACGUGGCUGGCCUUCAUGAUCAUCCUGGCUGUGGUGGAGGCCGUGGUCAUCCUGCUGCUCGUCUUCCUCAGGAAGAGGAUCCUGAUCGCCAUCGCUCUCAUCAAAGAGGCCAGCAGAGCCAUCGGCCACGUCAUGUCGGCGCUCUUCUACCCGCUGCUGACCUUCGUCCUGCUGGCUGUAGUCAUCGCCUACUGGGCCGUUACUGCCGUCUUCCUGUCGACGUCUAACAAGCAGGUGUACAAAGUCUUCAACAACUCCGAGUGUCCGUUCUCCAGGGACACCUGUGACCCCCAGACCUUCAACGCCUCCAACGCCUCCGCUCAGUGUCCGGACGCAGAGUGCCUGUUUGCCUUCUACGGCGGCGAGACCAUCUACCACCGAUACAGGAUCGUGUUCCAGUUCUACAACCUCUUCCUUUUCUUCUGGUGCGCCAAUUUCGUCACGGCCUUGGGCCAGGUGACCCUGUCAGGGGCCUUUGCGUCCUAUUACUGGGCCUUCAAGAAGCCGAACGACAUCCCUGCGUACCCCAUCUUCUCCUCUCUGGGACGGGCCCUCAGGUACCACACCGGCUCCCUGGCUUUUGGCUCUCUGAUCCUGUCUUUGGUCCAGGUCAUCAGGGUCAUUCUGGAGUAUCUGGAUCACAAGUUAAAAGGUGCUGAGAACAAAUGUGCUAAAUUCCUGCUGAGCUGCAUGAAGUGCUGCUUCUGGUGUCUGGAGAAGUGCAUCAAGUUCCUGAACAGGAACGCCUACAUCAUGAUCGCAAUCUACGGGAAGAACUUCUGCACCUCGGCUCGGGACGCCUUCUUCCUGCUCAUGAGGAACGUGGUCAGGGUGGCCGUUUUGGACAAAGUGACGGACUUCCUGCUGUUCCUUGGGAAGCUCCUCAUCGUUGGCAUUGUGGGGAUCUUCUCUUUUUUCUUCUUCUCUGGGAGAAUCAAAGCUGUGGAGGAGGCUGCACCGUCUCUCAACUACUACUGGGUGCCCAUAAUGACAGUGGUGGUGGGAGCGUACCUGAUCGCCCACGGCUUCUUCAGCGUCUACGCCAUGUGUGUGGACACUCUGUUCCUCUGCUUCUGUGAGGACUUGGAGAGAAACGACGGCUCCUCAGAGAAGCCUUACUUUAUGUCUCUGGAGCUGCAUGAGAUCCUCUCCAAAGUGACCAAGACGGAGGAAGAGUGCAAUGGUGUAGAGCAGGCGGAUGCCGCCAGACAGGCGGACGAGGAGACACCUCUUCAGCAGGACGGAGAGGUCCAGCUGAAGCAGCAGCCGGUGCUGACGCAGGAGAACGAGCAGGAGCAGCUCCUGCAGUCCGACACCCAGGCCUUAGCUCCAAAGGAGGGCACUGAGGAGGAGAAAGCCAGCGAGGCAGAGGAGGCAAAAAAGAGCGAAGAAGAACAAGCAGAGCUGAAGAAAGUGGAAGAGAAGCCAGAAGCAGAGGAGAAGCCAGAGGAGGCGCCAGCUGCUGAGGCGGCGAAGGAGGAUGCUGGAGAAAAGAUGGAGGAGAAGGCGGAGGAGAAGGCGGAGGAGCCUGCGCCCGCUGUACAGGAGUAGCGGUCGCAUAGGAGGAGGCGAUUGGAGCGUGGAGUUUCGUGAUAUGGACCUGUUUCAUGUGUGGCAGACAAGCUAAGACUUCAGAUGCGAGCGGAGGAACGUCGGCCGUCGGAGAGGCGGGGGCAGACCGGGAAGCCCGGGGGCAUCUGCGUAGCUUGGAAAAAAAAAAGCUCCGUUGUGUUGGUUUUUGGGCAUUGUUGGGUUGUUUUCAUAUUGUGAAGAUUUGUAGAACAUAGUGAGUGCUGAACACGUGCCUGAUGAGCGUCAGUGUUUGUCGUCUUAACCCCGAUCCCGAAUGCACUACGGAACCACGGAAGAACCCUGUUUACGGUCCACCGGACCCCUCCAUCACCUGUUUACAACUCGACCAGCUGACGCCAAAACCGCUCCGCCACCUCCACGCGUUCUGGAUCUUUCUUCCUGGGAGGCUCGCGUAGAUGCAUUCGCCGUGUUUUUGUCGUGUCGUGGCGACCACGGCGGAGACUUUUUUGGGAGCUGCCUUUCUUGUUUACAGACUGCCUUGCUCUGCCUGUCCCUCCCCACCUCAGCCUUUCUCUGAGUGCUGCAUGACAUUGACCGGCCUUCUGAAUGCUUUGCUACUAACAGUGUAAGUGUCUCGAUGCUUCUGUGUUUCUUGACUGUCGUCGUUCUCUAGCUCCUGGAUGUUAACGCCACUUAAAGGCGACUGUAAAUCAGCGUAGUGGAUAAAAUGUGACUCCCCAGACGCUUCUGUGUUUGAAAAAGCCUCAGAAUCCAGAGACGUUUGGUCUGUGGACACAAAAGUAAUCGUACAAGUCACAGUGGGUUGUUGUCAUUAUUGGCUUGUGAGCCCUAAAAAGGCGGUGAGUACACGUGAACCCUGAGCAGACGUUCAUGUUUGCUCAAAAUGUGUGAAUAUUUCAGAUCCAGAGAGAAACAAAAAUUAAAAAAAGUCUUUGUCCUUAAA
Messenger RNA from Oryzias latipes (Japanese medaka), 3603 nucleotides. RefSeq names its product choline transporter-like protein 2. Gene Ontology annotation, molecular function: transmembrane transporter activity. Gene Ontology annotation, cellular component: membrane. Gene Ontology annotation, biological process: transmembrane transport. The record is from RefSeq and is a predicted model, not a curated record. NCBI's taxonomy places the organism in Eukaryota, Metazoa, Chordata, Actinopteri, Beloniformes, Adrianichthyidae.